AUGUCCUUGUUCCUGGGCCUGUGGAUUAGCCUGGGCUUCCUGCUGCUGUGCCAGGCCACGCUGUACGAGACACUCCAGCAGCACCACGUGCCCCGGCCCGGACGCAACGCCAUCCAGAUCCUGGAAGGAGGUACGUGUGAGGUGAUCGCAGCCCACCGGUGCUGUAAUAAGAACCGUAUCGAGGAGCGCUCCCAGACCGUCAAGUGCUCCUGUCUACCGGGGAAAGUGGCCGGGACGACACGCAACAAACCCUCUUGUGUCGACGCGUCCAUUGUGAUUGGGAAGUGGUGGUGUGAGAUGGAGCCCUGUCUGGAGGGAGAGGAGUGUAAGACUCUGCCUGAUAACUCUGGAUGGAUGUGCUCCUCUGGGAACAAGAUCAAGACCACAAGGAACACUGCGCCAUACUCACCUUUUUAG
Molecule: messenger RNA, 417 nt
Organism: Salvelinus namaycush (lake trout)
Lineage: Eukaryota; Metazoa; Chordata; Actinopteri; Salmoniformes; Salmonidae
Product: chemokine-like protein TAFA-1
Exons: 4
Coding region: 1-417 (138 amino acids)
Biological process (GO): neuroblast differentiation; regulation of neuroblast proliferation
Molecular function (GO): receptor ligand activity
Source: RefSeq, a predicted model, not a curated record